UAGCGCUAUCAAAAUAAUGAAGUAAAACUCCCAACGUGGGGUCCGUAGACGUGUCACGGGACCAGUUGGAAGAAGUGUUGUGUGUUAAGACGUGAGACUCUCUAGGAACAAGCAUUUGUACUUUCGUCUCGUCUCGACAACGUAUAGGAGUGUUACCUUUUAACACUUUACUACAUCAUGGUCAUUAAAUCAAAACCAAUUUUCACUAAAGAAGAAGAACUUCUUCUUCAAGAUUUUAGCAGGAAUGUAUCUACUAAGUCUUCUGCACUUUUUUAUGGAAAUGCAUUUAUAGUUUCCGCCAUACCUAUUUGGCUUUUCUGGAGGAUUCAUAUGAUUGAUGUUUACAGUUCUGUAUUGGCUUUUGUGGUUGUUACUCUGUUGAAUACUUAUUUAGUGGCUUUUGCCUACAAAAACACUAAAUUCAUUCUGAAACAUAAGAUUGCUGUAAAACGGGAAGAAGCCAUUACUAGAGAAAUAUCUCGCAAAGUAGCAGAAGACAAGAAAAUGAGUAAAAAAGAAAAGGAUGAAAGGAUAUUGUGGAAGAAAAAUGAAGUUGCAGACUAUGAAGCGACUACUUUUUCAAUUUUCUACAACAACGCUCUGUUUUUAGCUCUUGUUAUAUUCAUUAGCUUCUAUGUUCUGAAAACAUUUUCUCCCUCCAUAAAUUAUAUAUUUUCUCUGGGAACAGCUGGAGGAGUGCUGGCUUUACUGUCAACAGGAACACAGUAAAUAUUGAAUCAAUAUUUGAUUUAUGAGCAAAUGAAGAUGAUUAUUGUGUUUACACUCUUAAUUGAGAUGUUUAGUUAUACAAACGGAUACAUUCUUAUUCAUACAUUUUGCUGGAGUGAUUAAAAACCAUUCUAUUUGAAUAAAAGAUAUGAACAAAGAUAAUACCACUAUUAUUUUUGUAUUAUAUGUGAUAUGUAAAUGAAAAAAAAAAAAAAUAUAUAUAUAUAUAUGUAUGUAUAUAUAUUCAAUACAUCUAUUGUAUAUCCCUAACUUUUUGUGGUAUUGACUUUCAAUUUGUUAAUUUAAAAAAAACUAAUUUGAAUAAAAUAAAUAACCAAUUAUAUACAUUUUUGUUUAUAUAUAAAUAAAUAAAAAAAACAUUGUUUAAAACUAAAUACUGUUCUUUAUUAUAACAUGCAAUAUCUGUGUGCAUAUUUUUAUUAGCAUCUUAUAAUUUGUAAUUAUUCAUGUCAUUAAGUCAUUUUAUUAUUUUUUUAAAGAUUCAAAACAAAUUAAUUUAACAAUUAUUUCUAGCCUUAAACAUUGUUAAAUUAUUUGCAACUUAAGUUAUAUUGUCAAUUUCGUUAAUUUACAAAAAUAUGUAUUGUCUUUUAAAGUAAUACACAAUUGUUUUGUUCAUGAUUAAAUGUAUUUAAAAAACAGCAAAACACUGUUCAGAACUAAAUUCUGUUUUAUACCAUCUAAGUAUGUAUAUGCUAUUUUUUACGUACUGGUUUUUAUUUAUAUCCAGAAAUAAAGAAAUAGCCGUAUGAACUGUUGAAUGCAGAAAUGUACUUAAUCAAAAACCAAAAACGUUAGCAUUGAGAUGGUCAAUAUUUUAGAGAAGUUUUAUGAAGCUAGAAUAAUUAUAGGUAUUUCUUGUUAAGGAAUUACUGUUUAUAUCCUCUUUUUAAUCAUGUCUCGAGCAUGUUAAACUAUUUUGAACCAUAAAGUAUAUAUAAUAAAUAAUUAAUUAUUAUGAAAAUGACUUACAUAACUUUUGCAAGCAACAGCUCAUAUUCUCAAUUUUGUGUUAAUUGUUUCCAUAUCUUUUUGGAAUGGAUCCGUUUAACACAUUAUUCCUGUCAUCAAAAACUUGUAAAAGUGAAUUUUCAAAUUAGCUAAAAAAACUGGAAUGUCAAAGUAAUAGUGUUCUUAAAUUGAAUAGGUUAUCAAAAACUGUAAUUAUAUUUAUUCAAGUAUAAAGUAAACAAAAAUAUAAUAAUUAAAGACACUGUCAUUAUUAGAAUUUCAAUCAUCUUCCAGGUGUGACUGAAAUAGAAAAAAGGUUUUAUUCAUAAUGUGAUGUGUAAAUGAAUGUUAUGACAUUUUUUUUUUAUAUUUGAAACUUCCAUUAUACAAAUCUAUAUAAAACAUUUCCAUGUGUAAACUUGUGAUCAGAUAAAAAUAAAAUUGUAUUUAUU
Molecule: messenger RNA, 2153 nt
Organism: Nezara viridula (southern green stink bug)
Lineage: Eukaryota; Metazoa; Arthropoda; Insecta; Hemiptera; Pentatomidae
Source: the annotation of a GenBank genome assembly